CCAGAUCCCGCCCGCUCGGUCGCGAGCCCCGGACGCAGGCCUCGGCGGGGGGCUGGGAAGGGACUUGGCACCCUUCCUGCCACACUCCUUUCUGCCCAGAAAAAAGUGCCCUGAGCGUGCUCCUUGCUCGAAAUUGCGCGCUUACUCGGGGCCGGGCUCUCGGCUGACCGCUUCCAGCCUGACGGCCACCCCCAGGCGACUGAAAUCGUCCUCCUGUGCAGAUGAAGAAAUAGGGGCACGCAGAGGAGCAAAUUCGUUGUCAACUUGCUGAGCGCUUCCGUGCGCCAGGCCUGAGGAUGCCGCCGUGAACCAGACGGCGAACCUCGGCUCUUGAGAUACUCAGUGGAGGGGAGACAGAGGAGAAUGCAGAAUUGUGGGGGAAUAGGAAUUUCUUUGUUGCUACGGGGCAUCAAGCUUUCUGUUUUUCUCUCUGGAUUCAGAAGCCUCAAAGGGCCAUUCAUUCAUUCAUCCACCUACUGUGUGGCAGACGUUGAUUUAAGGCUUGGGGGCUCAGGGUGAACAAAAUAGAUAAUAAACCUCUCUCUCAUAGAGCUGACAUUCUAGUUGAGAAGAUAAACAAGUAAAUGAAUAAAAGAAUCUGAGAGUGUGAUAAGAUGCUGUGGAACACGUAUAAUACAGUGCUGUGAUAGAAAGUGAUGGGAAGGCAGCUUCUUUAGAUAGGUAGGCAGGGAGGGCCUCCCGGAGUAGGAGGCAUUGGAGCUGAGAUAUCGUUACUCACAAGAGGUGGGCUUGCUAAGAUCUAGAAAAGAGCUUCCAUGUGGCAGGAAUAGCAAGUGCAAAGGCCCUGAGACAGGAGUGAGCUGGUGUGGUCAUGAUCAGUGUAGGGGGAGAGAAGUGAAAGGGAGGUCAGAGAGAUAGGUAGGGGCUAGAUUGUGCAGGGCUUGGGAGGCCAUAGUGAGAAGUUUGGAUUUUAUUCCAAAUGACAUGGGAGGCUGGAGAAAGGUUUUAAGCUGGGGUGGGACAUGGCCUGAACUGUGUUUUAAAAACUCAUUCUAGAUUGUUCUGUGGCGAAUCAUAAUAGCUAACAGUGGCUGUAAGGUAGGCAGGCAUAUGAGGUAAGUAUGACUAUUAGCCCCAUUUAUAGAUGGGGAGGCUCAGAGAGGUUAAGUGAGCUGCCCAACGUCACACAGCUAUGGAGAUAGAACCCCAGCCCUCUGGCUCCAGUCUGCAUUCCUAACCACUGUACCACCCAGCCUCUCCUGCACAGGGUAAUGGUACAGCUGGUGACCAACUCCAGCUCUGGCUGCUUGGUGCUCUUAAUCGCCAAGGCACUCUGCCACAGAGCCUGAGGAAAAGGGAGGCCCAGAGAGGUCAAGGUCCUCCCAAGGACACUGAACUUGGCCCUGGCCCGUUGCACCUGUCCCCUAUUCCUUUGCUGCCUCCUAAGUUAACUCAGCAGCUGCUUACUGAGCAUUUACUAUGGGCAGAGCUGGGGCUGGGUGGUAGUUGCAGGGGGGAACAAAAUAACUGGCACUAGGCUCCAUCCUCCCCAGGGUUCCCAGGCUGCUUUCUUCAUGGCAGGUCCAGAGAUUGGGCCUGUUUACAGAUUUGGGGUCAGAAAGACCUGGGUUCCAGCCCCCAUCCUUCCACUUCCCAGAUGCAUUUAGUCAACCUCUCUGACUUUAUUUCCUCAUCCAUGAAACGGCCACUAUAGAGUACCCUCUCACAGGGUGGCCAUGAGAAGGACAUGAGAAAAGGAAUGUAACGUGCUCCGCUCACCACCUGCACGUGAUAAAUGGUCAGUUAAUGUGAGCUUUUGUUUUUUAAUCACACCCAACAUUGGGGUCAGACUGUCGAGUUCAGAUCUCUGCUCUCUCACUUGCAAACUGUCACCUUGGGCAAAUGUCUUCGCCCCUCUGAGCCUCAGUUGCUUCAUCUGUAAAAUGGGAAUGACAACAGUGCCAUGUCAUAGAGUUGCUACAGGGACUAAGCCAGUGGUACAGGCAUGGCUUCUGGAAGAGGAGGGGGCGGCUGGCUGUCCGGAGUGCUCUGUGCUGUUAGCUGUGUUGGGACGUUUGGAAGCCAGCCUUCGGGGUGAGGAUGUUUGCAUAGUUGGGUUUCAUCCCAGCUUCUCCCUGGAGCUUCGGGGGAAGCCAUGGCAGGUCUCUGGUGGGGGAGGGACCCAAUGCAUCGUGACUGCUGGUUGAGAGGCUGCUCUAGUGUCACCGACAGAAGGCAUCCUGGGACUUGCAGCUGGUGAUACGUGAACCCCAAACCUGGGUUCUUUCCUCUCCACCUGCCCCCUCCUUCUCCCUCCCUCCACCGUGAGGGGCUUAGAGGAUUAAGGGACCUCCUCUAGUGUGAGACAGCUUCACUACAAUCUAUAUUUGGACAGGUAAGUCACAGAAAGGGAGAGCAGUUCCUAAACCCGGGCCAGGCUGUCCUAAUUUGGGGGCUAGGAUUUACUCCACGUCCUGUGCAUGGCCACUUCCAGGCCUGAACCCCCCCAGAUGCUCAAGGGCUACCAUCCUUUCUUUCUGGAUUCCCUACGUCCCCAGAGUUCAUUCCUGCCUUCAAUCGUCGGUUUAUUCAACAAUUAUUUACUGAGUGCCUGCCAUCUGCCAGGAAAUAGCCUCAGCAUCAGGCAGACAGCUAAACAAACAGACAGUUCCUGUUCCUUCGGGGCUGACAUUCUGGUCAGGGAGACCAACAAAUACAUAGAAUAUAUAGGUAUUUCAGAUGGUGAUAAGUGCGGUGGAGAAAAACAAGCAGGGGAGGGGGAUUCGAAGUGCUGGAUGCUGUGGGGAGGUGGCACCUUUGAGUAGAGGGCCAGGGAAGGCCUCCCGAGAAGCUGAGGUUUGAGUGAAGAUCCAGGGGAGGCGGGGGCACACAUUGGCAUGGAGGGGGAGGGCUGCCCCAGCAGAGGUGACAGCUGGUACAAAGCCUUGAGUCGAGAUGCCCUUGGAGCGAGGAGGAACAGCACGGAGGCUGGUGUGGCCGGAGCGGCGUGAGAGGAUGCAGGCCCUGCAGGGCCCUGAAGGCCACUGGAAGGACUGUGGCGUUUUUCAGAGUGAAGUGGGAGCCUGGGGGGCUCUGAGCAGAGUGACAUGGGCUGCUUAGGCUGUCACUGGAUCCCUCUGGCUGCUGGGUAGCUUUUUUUCAGGCUCAGCUGUAUCUGACACCACCCCCGGAAUGCCACGUGGUGAUACCAUCCUGGUCCCCGACCCAGUCCUUGGUUCAUUGGGCUCGUUGAGCCCGUCUUGCGUGUCAGAGUGGGGCCGGGGCCCUGGGGCACAGAGACAGUGAGUCUCCAUCCCUGCCCCGCCCAGUUUAAUAAGGCGACACGUUGACGAACUCGUGAUACGGUGUGAGCAAAUGAAGGAGAAGGCAGAGUUGGUUGGAAGAGAAAAAUGUGGUUUGGAAAGUUGAGGAAGAUGUAUGGGAAUUAGGGGCUGUCUUAAACUAGCUUACCCAAAAAAAAGUAUUUUUGGUCACCAAAAAGUCCAUGGCGUCAGGCAUGGUUGGAUCUAGGGGCUCAAGCAGUGUUGUCAGGAAUCCCUCAUGGAGGAAGACGGCCCCCCGCUGCUCCAGGCAGGUGAACCACCAGCUUAGCACCCUCAGUGAGCUAACGCCCCCAGGGCUGAGCCAACCCUCCCUGGCCCAGGUUCAGCCACGUGGCCCUCACUGCUGCCCAGGGCCCAGGAACCCGCUGGUUGGUCAGAUCUGGGUCACAGACACAACCCUGGAGCUGGGCGGUGGCGGUCCGCGUGGGGAUGGUCCUUUCUCCCCAGAUCUGGAGACUGAGAGACAGAGGACAGGGAAGGGCAGCUCCCCAACAGAGAACGGGGAUGAAUGCCAAGUAACAGACGUGUUAACUGGAGGCCCUUCGGGAGGUGACCCGCGAGCUGGGACCCGAGAGGCUGAGUGGGCAUUUGGGAAUGCAGGCGGUUCAAGCAGAUGGACGAGCACAGGCAGAGGCAGAGCAGCAUGAAAAUCUGCGGCCGCCCCCUACCGCUCCUGCCCUUGUGUGCCUCCGUGUCUUUGCUAGGUGGCCUGACCUUUGGUUAUGAACUGGCAGUCAUAUCAGGCGCCCUGCUGCCCCUGCAGCUUGACUUUGCGCUAAGCUGCUUGGAGCAGGAGCUCCUGGUAGGCAGCCUGCUCCUGGGGGCUCUCCUCGCCUCCCUGGUAGGGGGCUUCCUCAUGGAUCGCUAUGGCAGGAAACAGGCCAUCCUCGGGAGCAACUUGGUGCUGUUGGCAGGCAGCCUGAGCCUGGGCCUGGCUGGCUCUCUGACCUGGCUGGUUCUGGGCCGCUCAGCAGCUGGCUUCGCCAUCUCCCUCUCCUCCAUGGCCUGCUGUAUCUACGUGUCAGAGCUGGUGGGGCCACGGCAGCGGGGAGUGCUGGUGUCCCUCUACGAGGCAGGCAUCACCCUGGGCAUCCUGCUUUCCUACGCGCUCAACUAUGCACUGGCCGGUGCCCCCUGGGGCUGGAGGCGUAUGUUCGGCUGGGCUGCUGCACCUGCUCUCCUGCAAUCCGUCAGCCUCCUCUUUCUCCCUGCUGGUACAGAUGAGGCUGCAGCCCACAAGGACCUCAUCCCUCUCCAGGGAGGUGAGGCCACCAAGCUGGGCCUGGGGAGGCCAAGAUACUCUUUUCUGGACCUCUUCAGGGCACGGGAUAACAUGCGAGGCCGGACCACAGUAGGGCUGGGGCUGGUGCUUUUCCAGCAGCUAACAGGGCAGCCCAACGUGCUGUGCUACGCCUCCACCAUCUUCCGUUCUGUCGGCUUCCGUGGGGGAUCCUCAGCUGUGCUGGCCUCCGUGGGGCUUGGCGCGGUGAAGGUGGCAGCUACCCUGGUCGCCAUGGGGCUGGUGGACCGAGCGGGCCGCAGGGCCCUGUUGCUAGCUGGCUGUGCCCUCAUGGCCCUGUCAGUCAGCGGCAUGGGUCUUGUCAGCUUUGCUGUGCCCAUGGACUCAGGCCCAAGUUGCCUGGCCAUGCCCAAUGCCACCAGGCUCCCAGGCCUCCCUGGAGACUCUGGCCUGCCAAGGGGCAUAUCGCCACCUCCACUGCCAACAACCGGCAAGAGACGAGGGGAGCCAGUCUGGUCAACCUCUGAGAAGACCAAGCCUCGUGCUGGAGCUGGGAACCCCACAACCCCUCCCCUGCCAGCCCUAGGCACCACCUUCCCCGUGUCCCCGUCUCCUGCUCCGGAGUGGGUCCUGCUGCACUGGACCGCGCUGCUCUGCAUGAUGGUCUUUGUGAGCGCCUUCUCCUUUGGGUUCGGACCAGUGACCUGGCUUGUCCUCAGUGAGAUUUACCCGGUGGAGAUCCGAGGGAGGGCCUUCGCCUUCUGCAACAGCUUCAACUGGGCCGCCAACCUCUUCAUCAGCCUCUCCUUCCUCGACCUCAUCGGCACCAUCGGCUUGUCCUGGACCUUCCUGCUCUACGGGCUGACCGCCGUCCUCGGCCUGGGCUUCAUCUAUUUAUUUGUCCCUGAAACGAAAGGCCAGUCACUGGCAGAGAUAGACCAGCAGUUCCAGAGGAGACGGUUCGCCCUGAGCUUGGGCCACAGGCAGAGCGCCGCUGGCGUCCAGUACAGCCGCAUCGAGGUCUCGGCGGGCUCCUGACGAGCCCGUCUGCCUGGAAGAUGCUGGAAGCACGGCUUUGGCAGACAGUCUCCAGCUUCCGGCUCACCGAGGCCCCGGAGUACAAGUUCCACGUGGUCCUUCAAAAGCUGUCUGUGCUUCAGAAGAGGCUUUUAUUGCUGGGAUGAAAGUCUGAGAACCCACAAGCCUUCAUUUUGAGUCUCGGGCUCUGAGGGUUGCUGAGGAUCCACUUUCUUGCCUCAGUUUCCCCGAUGACGGUGCAUCCCCGCGGUACUUAUAAGGAGAACAUCUCAUGGAGCCCCUGUUGCUCCAUGGCUUUCUCAGAGGGUCUCUGGGGUGCCAACCCCGGCAGGAAGUCUCUCCUGGGAUCACUUCUAGAUCCAGCUGAGGGUACCAUAUUACUCCGCUCUCUUUUUUCCACCUUCCUGGGACUUUUUGGUGAGAAGGAAACCUGCGUUUUGGUUCUUAGUUCUCAGUUUUGGUCAACGCCUCUAAUUCUCAUUCCCAGAAUAUUUAUCAUCCACCAGCAACUCAGACUGAGUUCUAGUUCUGAUUCUGCUGGUGUUAUUGCUCUAUGACCAUGGGCCUCAGUUUCCCCCGUAUGUACAAUGGGCGACCUGGACCAAGCAGUUCUUAAGAUCUCUUCUGACGCCAGUGAGCCGGAAUUCUAAAUGCUGGUAAUACAACAAAUAGCCAACAUAGGUCCUGCUUUCCGAUUGCUGGUCAUCUCUUUGGGGGAUAUAUGUUUUAAUUAGGGGAGAGGUAAAUGGGAUUCCAAAGUUGGGUGCACUAAAAUCCAGGAGCCAUCACAGUGCAUGCGGGAGCUGUUCCCAGGAUGGUGUGGGAGGGCUUUGCACAGAGGAGGUGGGUUUGGAGGCAGACCUACCUGCUUGCCCGUGUGGCCUCCACCUCUUGGCAGCUGUUGACCUUGGGUAAGUAAUGACUCCCUCAAGCCUCAGUUUCGGCAUCUGCAGAAUGGGGAUGGUUUUGCCGCUGUGGGUGUAUUUAACCCCUGUCUCCCUUCAGGAGGGUCUUCAGCUGGUCCCAUUUGGCUAGCCAGGGCAUGGGGGAUCUCUGCUCGCCCUGUUACCCAGGUCCUCACCUUUGGGACAUUGUAAAGGGUCGUCCCCCAAGGGGUGAGUCAAGUGGAGAUUGAGGCCAGAGGUCACUAAAGGCAGACUGGCGGGAAGGAGUUCCUGGAUGCUGACGAGACUGAAGAGCUGGCACAGAUCCAGGGUGCUGGCGUCACCCGGCCUGCUCCCGUGGGCGUGAUGCAGCCCGCACAGGACCGUGGCCCCUCGACUUCUCCUCUCCUCUCGUGUCUAGAUGCUUCCCUCAUAUCCAGUGCUGUACUACAGCUGGCUCAUGCUGGCUCCUGAGAGCUGAUGGUUGAAUUUUCAGAAUUUUUGCAAACUGGUGGUUAAACACAGCCAUUGAAAAAAUUAAAUUAUUUAAACUUAUAAUUAAAUAAAUUAUAUUGAAAACAAAGGUAUUAAAAACUAAAAACUCAUCACUUCCUUAUCUUACUACAUUUUACUAUUAUCCGUGCUCUUGAGGUUAUUUGCGUCUAUUAUAUCUUACGCGUUCAAUGACGUCACGUGGGUCACUGGAAACUGGCCGUGGGGAGUGUAUUUGCACCACGGGGACUAAGGAACACUACACAUCAGGGCUUGGUUUCUUGAUUUUCCAGUCUUAAGAAGGUUGGGAUGGAUAAAACGUUCAAUUAAACUUAAAAGUGUGUCUGUAGCCAAUACCUUGUGAAUGGCACAAAAGAUGGAGAGAAUAUUGUUCCAGGGUUCGAACACUUACCCAGUUCAGCAAACACGUUGCUCCUGUACGGGAUGAAGGAGCUCUGUUGUACAUCUUCAUUGUUUUACUUUCGUCUUACUCAUUAAUGUAAACAAAAGUUGCGGCCCACAUUCAUGUCAGAGCUACACCUGUCCUUCAGCGAUCUGAGUGACUUCUUUGCCAAGUUGUCUUGUUGUCAGCCAUUCAUCGGUAGUCAGAUUUUGUCAAAUCGUGGCUAAAUUGCAGCAAUAGUGGGUUUUGGCCUCAAGAGAUUGGCAAAAAAUGAGCUAAAACAUUCUGUGAGAAUUAUUUGGCUCUAUGGAAUUUAUAAUAAAGAAUAUUUACAAUGAAA
Equus caballus (horse) is the source of this 7702-nucleotide messenger RNA. It is a transcript of the gene SLC2A10, whose product is annotated as solute carrier family 2 member 10. NCBI's taxonomy places the organism in Eukaryota, Metazoa, Chordata, Mammalia, Perissodactyla, Equidae. The record is from RefSeq and is a predicted model, not a curated record. Gene Ontology annotation, molecular function: D-glucose transmembrane transporter activity; symporter activity. Gene Ontology annotation, cellular component: membrane. Gene Ontology annotation, biological process: circulatory system development; D-glucose transmembrane transport.